Molecule: messenger RNA, 381 nt
Organism: Manihot esculenta (cassava)
Lineage: Eukaryota; Viridiplantae; Streptophyta; Magnoliopsida; Malpighiales; Euphorbiaceae
Exons: 2
Coding region: 1-381 (126 amino acids)
Source: RefSeq, a predicted model, not a curated record
AUGGAGGGGUUCAGAUCCAAGUCUUGCAGAGAUGGAAGGAUGCAGAUAGAGGAAUUCUAUGGACCAGGACCAACAAGCAUGCAAGAUUUAAGGUCUUAUAGUGUGAGCUAUGCACAGCCAAAUCAAUUUGGCAAGGAAGUGAAGAUCAAGAAAGGGAAAAGCAAUGUUGGGUCAUCUUCAAAAAGCUGGAGUUUCAAUGAUCCUGAGCUGCAAAGAAAAAAAAGAGUUGCUAGCUACAAGGUUUACACCAUGGAAGGCAAGAUGAAAGGUUCCUUGAGAAAGAGCUUUAGGUGGAUCAAGGACACUUGCACCCAAGUCGUCUAUGGAUGGAGAUGGCGUGCUCGAAAGCGAAACAGAAAUGCUGCUGCUUUGCGACAUUAA